UGUUUGUAUUAAAAAACUCCCGACACUUUUCACCAACAACCCUAACUUCAAACGAACAAUCAAACAUAUCUCAAUCAACCUCUUUUGAAAAUUUUGAGCCAAAUUUGCGAACGAUGAUUCAACGAAAUUGAUAUCUUUAUAUACUAAACUCUAAUCUUGAAUAAAUUUCAUCAAGAGAAGGAAAAAAUAAUGGAAGUAACAGCUCGAGCACCCGGAAAAAUCAUUCUUACUGGUGAACAUGCUGUCGUUCAUGGAUCUACUGCUGUUGCUGCUUCAAUUGAUCUAUAUACCACAAUUACUCUCCAAAUUCCAAGUGAUUCUGAUGCCAGCGAUGGAUUACUAAAAAUUAAGCUCGAGGAUAUGGGGUUAGAGUUCUCAUGGCCAGUAGAAAAAAUAAAAGACGCGCUUCCUGAUUUGGGGAAUCCUCUUUCUUCUCAACCACAAUCAUGUUCCCAUGAGUCAUUGAAAUCAAUUGCUAGUCUAGUCGAAGAACAAAAUAUCCCAGAGGCUAAAAUCGAACUUGCUUCUGGUCUUUAUGCAUUUCUCUGGAUGUACACCUCAAUUCAUGGUUACAAACCUGCUACAGCAAUUGUUACUUCUACUCUUCCACUUGGUUCCGGUUUGGGUUCUUCUGCAUCAUUCUGCGUGUCAGUCUCAGCUGCAUUGCUUGCUUUAACAAGUGCUGUAAGUUUAGAUUUGGGACACAAAGGUUGGUUGAGUUUCAGGGAGGACAAUCUGGAAUUGGUGAACAAAUGGGCGUACGAAGGAGAAAAAAUAAUUCACGGGAAACCAUCAGGAAUCGACAACACAGUAAGCACAUUCGGCAAUAUGAUUAUGUUCAAGUCUGGUAAAUUGACUCGUAUGAAGUCCAGUAUGCCACUAAGGAUGCUCAUCACUAAUACAAAGGUCGGUAGGAACACAAAGGCAUUAGUUGCUGGUGUAUCAGAGAGAACAUUGAGACAUCCAGAAGCUAUGAAUGCUGUAUUUAUAGCAGUUGACUAUAUCAGUAAGGAGUUAUCCUCCAUUAUCCAAUCACCUGCUGCUGAUCCCCUCUCGCUAACUGAGAAGGAAGAGAAGCUGGAAGAAUUGAUGGAGAUGAACCAAGGGCUGCUUCAGUGUAUGGGGGUUAGUCAUGCUUCUAUAGAAACAGUUCUGCGAACGACUCUGAAGUACAAGCUAUCUUCCAAGCUGACUGGGGCAGGCGGAGGAGGCUGUGUUCUGACGUUGUUACCUACAUUGCUAUCUGUAAAUGUUAUUGACAAAGUCAUAGCAGAGCUGGAGUCAUGUGGGUUUCAUUGCCAGAUAGCUGUAAUCGGGGGAAGUGGUGUUGAGAUCUGCUUCGAUAAUUCACCUUGAUCAUUUAGCCACCACAUUUGAUGAAAAAGGAAAAAGUAAGAAUUCCAGACUUGAAAGCUGAAAAAAAAAAUGGCCAUUCUGUUUCUGAUUCCCUUUUGUUGUUUGUUUGUAUAUUAGUUGCAGUGUUGCUAUUGCUAUGUUUUUAUGCAUUCAUUUGUUAUUUCAAUCAGAAUCUAGUCAGUCAUUUGCUGUUUCAAUCAAAAUUUAGUCAGUCUAUGUAGUUUUUCUGUUUCUUAUUUUUAAGCCUGUUGCUUGAC
Messenger RNA from Papaver somniferum (opium poppy), 1613 nucleotides. Its product is annotated as mevalonate kinase-like. The transcript is spliced from 5 exons. Gene Ontology annotation, biological process: isoprenoid biosynthetic process. NCBI's taxonomy places the organism in Eukaryota, Viridiplantae, Streptophyta, Magnoliopsida, Ranunculales, Papaveraceae. Gene Ontology annotation, molecular function: mevalonate kinase activity; ATP binding. Gene Ontology annotation, cellular component: cytoplasm. The coding region runs from base 190 to 1356 and encodes 388 amino acids. The record is from RefSeq and is a predicted model, not a curated record.